Molecule: messenger RNA, 618 nt
Organism: Topomyia yanbarensis
Lineage: Eukaryota; Metazoa; Arthropoda; Insecta; Diptera; Culicidae
Product: gamma-aminobutyric acid receptor-associated protein-like
Exons: 1
Coding region: 153-509 (118 amino acids)
Biological process (GO): autophagy of mitochondrion; autophagosome assembly; macroautophagy
Cellular component (GO): autophagosome membrane; autophagosome; cytosol
Molecular function (GO): GABA receptor binding; ubiquitin protein ligase binding
Source: RefSeq, a predicted model, not a curated record
AUAAAUAUUUGUGAGCUACGUCGUAUCAGUGUUAAUGCGAAUAAUACAAAAGACGCAGUACGUAAACCAGUUCAGUGUUCAGAAUAUCGCGGCCACAGAUUUUUUCAAGAAAAUAUAGUAUUUUGUCAAAAACCAUUCCAAACCGAUGAACAAUGAAACGCGCAUUCAAAGAGCAGCACGCAUUCCUGAAGCGCAAACAGGAAGGAGAUGAAAUACGUCGCAAGUAUCCGGAGCGUGUGCCCAUCAUCGUCGAAAAAGCGCCCAAGGCACGGAUCGGUGAUUUAGACAAGAAAAAGUAUCUUGUUCCAUCGGAUUUAACGGUGGGACAGUUUUACUUCCUGAUUCGUAAGCGAAUCAACCUGAGACCGGAGGAUGGUUUGUUCUUUUUUGUAAACAAAAUUAUUCCAACAACAUCGGCCACCAUGGGCUCGCUGUAUGAGGAGCAUCACGAAGAGGAUCAUUUCUUGUAUAUCGCAUAUUCGGAUGAGAACGUAUAUGGGCGGCAGUAGAAAUCGGGAAAAAGCAGUUUACAAAGUGAACUCUGAUUGUUUUACAAGUCUUGUAAUAAUGGUGCGAAAAUGACGUAGUAUCCAAAUAAAAGUAUUAUUCAUCCUUUAA